UUCAUGCUUUUGCUUUCAAUUUUUAAAAUUGACGGGACUUCAAAUAAAUUAAAAAGCUGCGAUACAACCAAGCAUACAAAGAUUUUGGGCAGCUGUUGUAAUGUACCCAGAAACGAUCAAUACAGCCGAGCAUGUCGCCAAUCUCUGCUGAGUAAGACCGAUCGUAUCGUAAAUAAUACCGAGGCGCGAAAUUUAAGACAGGAUAAAGUGGCCUUGCAUGCAUGUAUGGCAGAGUGCGUUUUUAAAAAGAAUGGCUUCCUCUACUCCAACGGUACUGUUAACCUCUCUGUUAUGCAAAGGAGCCUCGAGCAGCGCUACAAAAAGGAUGCUGCUUUAGCGAAACUCGUUACCAAGAGCUUGAUUAGCUGCGCUGAUUACGCUAUGACCCGCACAAAGCAAUUCGAGUGGCUGCACGCGAAGGACAAUUGUGAUUAUUAUCCAGCUACUUUGUUGGCCUGCAUAAUGGAACAAGUGUACCAAAAUUGCCCGGCUUCUUUGUGGAAAAAUACGGAGGACUGUGCAGCUAUGAAGAAGUUUCUGAUUGCCUGCGAUGACGUAAAAAAAAACAGAAAGUGAAAUGUGUACAUGCGUAU
This is a messenger RNA of Drosophila navojoa, 593 nucleotides long. It is a transcript of the gene Obp93a, whose product is annotated as Odorant-binding protein 93a. Gene Ontology annotation, molecular function: odorant binding. The record is from RefSeq and is a predicted model, not a curated record. NCBI's taxonomy places the organism in Eukaryota, Metazoa, Arthropoda, Insecta, Diptera, Drosophilidae.